Molecule: messenger RNA, 1314 nt
Organism: Symbiodinium necroappetens
Lineage: Eukaryota; Dinophyceae; Suessiales; Symbiodiniaceae
Source: the annotation of a GenBank genome assembly
AUGCUCAGCUAUGCUGCGAAGUGGGGCGUUUCAGUCUCAGAUAGGCAGCUGCUUGGAUAUCACAGCACGCCCUACAGGAUGGCUCUCACUUACUCGAGGGACGCUGCUGCGCAGCCUUUGAUGGUCUUGGAAAGGCUCAUAGCGGCAAUCAGACAAGGCAAGUUUCGUCCAGAUGAAACGCGGAGUGGCAGACUUUUGGAGGGUGGACUUGAUGGUCGUCAGCCCGACUCAGCGGUCGUUCUGGUGAAGGACGAGGAUCCCGAGGGCGAGGCUCCGACUGGUGGCGUCGAGGACAUAGAUGCUGCUGGUGUGACAGCGGAGAAUGACUCAGACAUCGAUGGCCACAUCACAACGGAUUCUUCUUCCAGCGACUCUGCACCGGAGCAGGGCGAGGGACCUUUCAGGAGCUUGAUUGUGAAUCCUCCUGAGAAUCAUGACAUUUGGAGGCACGAGAAAUCUCGCAUCGUCCACUACACGCCGGCGGGAUACACUAAGGUGUUCUGCUGUGGCUUCAUGUCGACGAUCAUCGAUAGUGAAGCUGCCUUCCAGCAGAGAUGUGCGGAGUCGGCGAGUGAUGCUACCUUGCAUUCAAAGCUGGUCGCUCAGGGCAUCAAGACUUUCAAGACUUUGGCCUUUGUCAUAGGGUCGCCUCAGCAGCCGCCGACUGAGACACAGUUUGAGGCUUUCAGCUCAAAGGUGUAUGGCGCUGACCCCACUAUGGGGCAAACUGCAGUCUUGCGACACCUGCACUUUGAAGCAACCACCCUUGUAGUGCAAACAUAUCGAGACUUGGUCACGCACGACCCUUCAGAUCCCUCCUUCACCAGGAAGGUCCCGGUGCCCGAGAAGCGUGCAAGGCUUGAGGGUCAAAGGAAACGACUUUCUGGAAUGGAGUUGACUGGGGAGCUGGAGCCUUCGCAUCAGCUUUUGGACAUGAUUAACCAACAGUAUGAGUCGGGGGUCAUUACUUGGGUCCCAGCGUCUAAGUGCGCGAAACGAGAGGCUGAGAUUCUUGCGGGUGGCAAGGAUAAAGGUUCUCUGCUUCAGGUGGAACAGAAUGUCAUCAAGGUGGGCCAGGGCGAGCCGCACGUGGCCUGCGACGUCUCGGAUCCUCUUAGGUUCCAGUGGGCGAUGAUGCGCCGGGGGCUCGCAUUUGACAGUUGCCACAUGAUUUCAUGGGAAGUGCAUCAGAAGUGGGUGCAAAAGAUGUUGGAUUGCUUGUCGAUGAUGCCUCCACCGGGUUAUGCGGCUGUCAGCCUUAACCAGUGCAUGCGAGCCGACAAGGAGCUUUUCCUACUUCUGGCCAGGGAGGCU